CGCCUACGACCCGCCACGCAAAAAAAAUAAUUCGCCAGGAAGAUCUCGAAAGAUGAAGAAGGUGCUGGGUUUUGCGAUCGGGGUCCUCCUGUUUAUCGCGGCCACGGGCGAAGAGAUUGCCGCAAAAGCCGGGCACACUUUGGAGCUGCCGAUGGAAGAGGAAGACGACAGUAAUGGGCCGCAUACGUGCAAAAACUGCAAAGAGCACUUGAAGACCAGCCACAUCUGGAAUGUGAUCCUCGGCAUCGCCUGCGGCUGCUUGGUGCUCAGCAACAUCCUCACCAUCACUUGCGUGAACUGGAUGCGCAUCCGCAACACGAUCGAGUCGUGCGUCGACCGCUGGUUCUACCGUCACCCCGAUGAGGAGAACCUGGUC
Messenger RNA from Mesorhabditis spiculigera, 376 nucleotides. Lineage: Eukaryota; Metazoa; Nematoda; Chromadorea; Rhabditida; Rhabditidae. The record is from the annotation of a GenBank genome assembly.